AUGGCCUCGCGCCAGCGGGAGCGUUACCAGGCCGUGAGACAUGGUUCUGAGAGCUCUAGCACCGGAAGUCGACAUUCGCAUGACACCCUAAGGCAGAACAACCGAUCAUCUGGAGCUGGCCGUUCCCUCCCUUCCCAGGGUCAGAUGGGAACGGAGAACAGGUCACAGUCCAGUUCGAGACGUCCCUCGUCGGUUUUUGACGAUGUCCCGCAUGUCCCCUAUCUCUCUGAAUCUUCGGACGUGUCGCCGACAGACAGGCGUUCGUCUUACGGGUUUCGUAACCAUAGAAAAGCUCUUGCUCGACUAGAUACACCAGACUAUCCUGCAAGCAAAAUGUCACGAAACAAUCCUCCGACGAUAAAUCCUCGCCCCCCUCCUUCUCUUCAUCCUGUACCACCUUCUCCGUCGUCCCCUCUUCCUCCAACAAGUGCCAACCAAGGAACCUUCUUCAACGAUUCGUCUGAAUUUGAGACUUCUCCAUCCCUCCGCCCAGCAACAGCUCAAUCCGUUGUAAGCAAUUCCCCUGACCUCGGUUAUGACAAUGACGGUCGUAGGCCGUCAAUUGCCAGUGUAGCGACUGGGAGUAGCGGGGGUUCAAGGUCCACUGGCAGUGCGCGGUUUCAUAAACGACUGCAGGGAUUUUUCGGCGACGAAUACCAAGAUGGCGUCUCCAUGGAGCGAUCUAUAUCGAACCGGGUACCUAGCAUCGCCCCAAGCCGCGAUAGACACAAUUCGUUGAAUUCUUCAAACGCGCUAGAAAGACGACCAUCUCCAAACCUCUCUGCACCUCGUACCCCGCUACCGUCUAGCGAAGUCACUCCUUGGGAAUUCCAGGACUUUACGGAUAUACCUCAUCUAGGAGACGCUCCGGUUCGCGAGGAGCCUACAAAUCCUAACGGUAGAUAUCCCCCCAGUAGUUCAACUAUAAAACCAAAACAUCGAUUGCACUUCGGCCACCGCCAUAAUAGGAGUAAAGAAGACCAGGCUAGCGCUGCUUCCUCGCAGCAGUCCGCGAGUCGUGAGAAUCUAAACCAUCCUCGCCCAUCGAAAGACCAGCCCCUCGGGACUUCGACGCCAAUGAGUAUGUCAACCACGACACUUGCUGGCCGCUCCACAAGUCCGACUCCCAGCGCACAAAGUAUCAAUCAAGGCCAGAUGUCACCCAGUGUUCCGACACCUAAACGCUCCUUCUUUGACAAAAUUCGAAGACCCAAAGGCCACCACCCUUCGGCUCUUCUGAAGCAUUUUCCAACCUCCUCAAGCAUUCUCCAGGAACCUUUGAAAGGUCCUAAGCGCCUAAAAGCCGAGAUGUCGCCUGCUUCCCGUUCUAGAAACGGGAGUGGAGAGGCAACAGUUCCUGGAGGACAAUGGGAGUAUAUCGAUUAUGAUCGAAAGAAAGAACCCUCCAGCAAGGGUGGCCCCAGUAAACUGCGACAUGGACGACUACCAUUUGGUCAUGAUGGUGGGUCAAGCAAAGAUCCUUUUAAACAGGAGCGCGAGACGUUUCAAGGCGAGCAUGUCUAUCUUGACACAAAUCUUGGCGAUAUGGAAGGAAUUAUCCGACAACCUAGACCCGGCUCACCUACAGAUACAGGGGAUAUUUUCACUGGCGCUGACUAUGGCACUGCUAAAAGCGAAUCCCGAACAGUUCUCGAUAAACCUACGGCAGGUGAUUGGCAUGCGCCGGACAGCUGGGCUGUGAAAAAGCCUAGUGAUGAUAUCGUUAGCAGACUUCCCGAGCUUGCGGAGGAUGAUGCUAGCUUGUCAGUGGACGAAGACGGGCAUCCUUAUUGUGUUCGAGUCUUUCGCAUUGAUUCCACUUUUGCGACGCUUUCUGCGGGCCUUAAUACCACAGUUACAGAGAUUCUGGAGAUGCUUGGUCGCAAAUCUUUCCUCCAAGACGAUUUAAACAAUUACGAUAUUGUCAUGCGGAAAAAUGACCUAUCAAGGAGAUUAGAUCAGGGAGAGCGGCCGAUUCUUAUGCAGAAAAGGCUACUCGAACAGGUUGGGUACCAGAACUCUGAUCGGAUUGCAGAUAUAGGACGGGAAGACAAUAGCUACCUUGUCCGCUUCACCUUUCUUCCCACAAAACUGGGAAUUUACUCGAGCCUGGACUCGGAACUCGCAUUCAACGAGAAUCAAAAAUUCAGCCAUCUAGACCUUCAAAGCAAGAAUCUCGUCACGAUUCCUAUCAAGUUAUAUAAGAAAGCGCCAGAAAUCAUCUCUCUAAAUCUAUCGCGAAACCUAGCACUGGAUGUCCCGAAGGAUUUUAUCCAGAGUUGUAUUAACCUGCGCGAUAUUCAAUUCAUGAGCAACGAAGCGUGGCGUCUCCCAGCGAGUUUCGGUUUGGCAACCCGGUUGACAUACCUGGACAUCUCGAACAACUGCUUAGAGCAACUAGAGCACGCUGAGCUGCAUAAUUUGCAUGGACUUAUCAGUCUAAAGAUGGCCAACAACAAGCUUUCGUCGCUGCCUUCGUACUUUGGCGAUUUUCCCGCGCUCAGACACUUGAAUAUCUCCUCCAACAAUUUUCAAUACUUCCCGGAGUUUUUGUGCAAGUUAACCUCCCUAGUACAUCUUGAUAUAAGCUUCAAUCAGAUUACGGAGUUGGCUACUAUUGGUCAAUUGCGAUCACUGGAAAGGCUUUGGGUCACCAAUAAUACAUUGAGUGGACCACUCGGAGAGACAUUCCGGCACCUGGUGAACCUCAAAGAAAUGGAUGCUCGGUUUAACGAUAUUACUGGUAUUGAUAACCUCACGCAGCUUCCUCGUUUAGAGACGCUCCUCAUCGGCCAUAACUCCGUAUCUACGUUCUACGGCUCGUUCACGAAGCUGCGGACUUUGGUGCUUGAUCAUUGUCCAGUGACAGAUUUUCACCUUACUGCUCCCGUUCCUACACUCCAAUCCCUCAACAUCGCAUCAGCAAAGCUUGUUCAGUUCAAGGACUCACUAUUCACUAACAUGCCGAAUUUGAUGAAACUCUUUCUUAAUAAGAACCAUUUCGUCACCCUGUCGCCAUAUAUCGGGCAUCUUCGACGGCUUGAACAUUUUAGUAUAGCAAAAAACCCGUUGUCUCAGUUACCACCGACCAUUGGGUGUUUAACUGAAUUGAGGAGCUUAAAUUUGAGGGAGUGUAAUCUAAAGAAGCUUCCGGCAGAAAUAUGGUACUGCCUACGUUUGGAGGUCUUGAAUAUUUCAUCCAAUGUUCUUGACACAUUUCCUAAACCAGCAACUUCCCCUCCCAAACUCCCAACCGCGGAGGUUCAAGCGAAUGGCACCGGCACCCCGAUGUCGACUCCUGGCUUAUCAAGCUCGGCUAGCUACGAAGAGCUUGGCAAGCUGGAAGGGUUCGAAACCCGACGACCAAGCCAAGCUUCGGGCGGAUAUCUUAGUGCAGGCAGCCCCCCUGCUGACGCUACCAGGAAGCUAUCUGUCUCGUCACUUAGUGGGAGACAACAGGCCGCCGCGUCUCGACCGGGAGCGGAAGCAUUCAGAAAGGAUUCGACUUACUCGCAGAAGAUGUUGAACACGUUCGGCGGUUCGUUGAGGCAAUUAUACCUCGCGGAUAAUAGGUUGGAAGAUGACAUUUUCCAUCAGCUCGUAUUGCUUCCCGAAUUGAGGAUACUGAAUUUAUCGUAUAACGAAUUGACUGAGCUUCCGCCAGGAGUCUUGAGGAGAUUGCAGUUUCUGUCGGAAUUACAUCUUUCCGGAAAUGAGCUUAGCACCCUCCCUUCGGACGACCUUGAAGAAUCCAGCAAUCUCAAAACCCUAUACAUCAAUGCAAAUAAGUUCCAAGUACUGCCCGCUGAGCUAUGCAAGAUCAAUAAACUUGCAGUAUUGGAUGUUGGGAGCAAUUCUCUUAAGUACAACGUUUCGAAUUUCCCGUACGAUUGGAAUUGGAAUUGGAAUCAUAAUUUAAGGUAUCUCAAUUUCUCAGGGAACAAAAGAUUUGAGAUCAAGCCGAGUUCAUCAUACGCAUCAGGCGUUGGAAAUAUAAAUGGAACGGACCUGACCAAUUUCAAUUCGCUCAAUUACAUUAGAGUGCUCGGGUUGAUGGACGUUACGCUCACUAUUAGAAAUGUCCCCGAAGAGACUGAGGAUAGACGUGUUCGCACAUCGGCGUCGGCAUCUGGAUCCAUUUCCUACGGAGUUGCGGAUACGCUCGGUAAGAAUGAGCAUCUGUCAAUGAUAGAUAUGGUCGUCCCGCGUUUCAGAGGAAAUCCCAUGGAAACUAUCAUUGGACUCUUUGACGGCAAUACAUCGCUAAGCGGCGGCUCGAGAAUCGCCAAAUACCUCCACGAGAACUUCCCUGCCGCGUUCGCAAAUGAAAAUGCAAGUGAUGCCCUGCGAAGGUCUUUCUUGGCAUUAAAUAAGGAUCUAGCAACAGCAGCACACAAGUCGAUGGAUGAUAGAGAGUCUCGGCACUGGGAUCGAGCUUCUGGCAUAGGGAAAAUCCUCAAUCAAGACGACAUUCGGUCAGGAGCUGUUGCGACGAUUCUCUAUAUCCGAAAUAUGGAUCUCUUUGUUGCCAAUGUUGGUAACGCUCAAGCUGUUCUGGUCCAAUCAAACGGUCAACAUAAAUUUCUCACUCGGAAUCACGAUCCUGCCGAAAAAUCAGAAAGGCAACGCAUAAGGACUGCUGGUGGCUUCGUUUCCCGAAAUGGAAAAUUGAAUGACCGCUUGUCCGUUUCCCGAGCCUUUGGCUUUUUCCAUUUGAUCCCUGCCGUCAUGGCUGCGCCAGAUACUCUGAAAGUCACGUUGACGGCGCAGGAUGAAAUGAUUAUUCUCGCUUCUGGAGAAUUGUGGGAUUAUGUGACACCAGACGUUGUGACGACCAGUAUUCUUCUCACUAGCAAGAGGGUAAAACGGCCCCGUGAUGCACCUAGCGACUCCAGACUGGCAAGACUGGAUCGUGUGGAAGCUCCAACUGGAGAGUUAGCCAUCGUAUUCACGGAUAUUAAAAAGUCCACGUCACUAUGGGAAACGUACCCCAUCGCCAUGCGAUCCGCGAUCCAGAUACAUAAUGAACUGUUCAGGCGGCAACUGAGUCUAACUGGUGGUUUCGAAGUCAAGACGGAGGGAGACGCGUUUAUGGUUUCCUUUAGCACCGUUACUGCAGCUUUGUUAUGGUGCUUUACUUGCCAGACUCAAUUGCUUGAUGCACCCUGGCCCACUGAGAUUUUGGAAGCGCCUGCCUGCCAGGAACGAUUCGAUGCUGAUGGGAAUCGAAUAUAUCGUGGCUUGUCGGUUCGAAUGGGAAUGCAUUGGGGCCAGCCUGUGUGCGAAAGGGACCCUGUAACUGGACGUAUGGACUAUUUUGGGCCUAUGGUCAACCGUGCAUCGCGCAUUUCGGCAGUCGCAGACGGCGGUCAAAUUUUCGUUUCGUCCGAUUUCGUCGCAGAGAUUCAGAGGACCUUGGAAGCUUUUGCGGACUUCGAACGAAGUAGCUCCACAGGUUCGGAAGAUACGUUUCCUGACGAUCUGUUGAACAACUCCAUUCGGAAUGAUUUAUAUCAGCUGAGCACCCAGGGCUUCGAAGUUAAAGAUCUCGGCGAACGCAAACUGAAAGGCCUUGAGAACCCGGAGUUUGUGUACUUGAUGUAUCCGCAUUCAUUGGCUGGCCGGCUGGCUUACCAGCCUGACUUGUCUGAAGAGCGAGUUGAAAUGCCGGUCCCUGGGACUCUGGGGAGAAACUCGAAACUUAACAUUGAGGCGGAUCAGUUCUGGCGAUUGAUGAAGAUAGGACUUCGUCUAGAGGCGUUCUGCAGUGCCUUGGAAAACCCGAGCGCGUCGACAUUGAUCGAGCCUGAUAUCAACCUGAUCAACGCACUCAAGGCUAGGGGCGGUGAGAUUACUGAUUCUUCGGUUUUGAACCUCCUCGAACAUCAGGUCGCUCGUAUUGAGACUUGCACAAAUACGCUUUCGAUCCGCCAUAUGAUGCGACCCUUUAAGCCGGGUGAUACGCUUGAAGAUCAUGCCGUUCCCAUGAUCGACAUUAUCAGACAGCUCCAAGUUCAACUAGCCGAGUUCAAAGCGUUAAAAGAACAGAUCAACAUCGUCAAUCCCAGCAUAUCUGUCCCGCCGCCGUCCACCGCUUCAAGCGGCACGCCGCUUCGCCGCGCGGUAUUUUUGGGCAGCGAGCGGGCGUCAUCUACUCCUACCAUUGUGGAUCUUGGCGGUGAAGGUUACGCCGACGAUGAGGAUACCACGGAGUUCGAGCCUGUUUGA
This is a messenger RNA of Uncinocarpus reesii 1704, 6228 nucleotides long. RefSeq lists its product as uncharacterized. Gene Ontology annotation, molecular function: magnesium ion binding; protein binding; adenylate cyclase activity. The transcript has 5 exons. The record is from RefSeq and is a predicted model, not a curated record. Bases 1 to 6228 code for a protein of 2075 amino acids. Gene Ontology annotation, biological process: intracellular signal transduction; cAMP biosynthetic process. Lineage: Eukaryota; Fungi; Ascomycota; Eurotiomycetes; Onygenales; Onygenaceae.